AGGGGUUUUGGGAAAACAAAUUUUUUCGUUGAGAAAUAGCAUUUUUACUAAAAAUCAAGAAAACCCCAAACAGUGCUUUUUUCAACUGUAUGCUAUUUUUAAUUUUUAAACUUUGUUUUUGAGUUUUGGGGAGGCCAGGGUUGAUGCAACAGGCACUUCACGUUGUUUGCAGUUGAAAAAAGCACUGUUUGGUGUUUUCUGGGUUUUUAGUAAAAAUGCUAUUUCUCAACGAAAAAAAUUGUUUUCCCAAAACCCCUCCUUACGGCUAUAGCUGGAGUAUAGAGCUAUCGAAUGGCAUAAAAUUCAAUGAGUUAGCUCCUCAGCAAAAAACUAGAUAGGUUUUUGGCGGAGGGGUCUCAUUAUUCAAGGUUUUCUAUCGCGAGCAGCGCCAGAAUUUCAAAUUACGUUCUAAGAGUCUGAAAGUAGUAUGGAUAUACCCAGUUUUCGACGAGGAAUCGAAUAAAAAAAAGUUUGAGCCUGUAGCUACUUUCUAUAAAAAGUUAUGAGUGGUUUUCGAAAGGCCAAGAAUUUUCGAAGUUUUUGGACCUUUUCAGUAUUUUGCAUUUUUCUCCCCGAAAAAAAGGUUUUUUUCAACUUUCAAGGUCAUAUUCAUGAUCAGCAUGCUCUGGCAAAUCCAAAUAGGUGUCUUUUUUUUUAAAUUUUGGUAAAAGUUUGCUUUGCGUGCACCUUACAAACAACAAACAAUUAUAUUGAAGUGGUAAAGUCGAUUGGAAUGAUUAUUAAGUGUAAAAUCAUGGAUUUGGAAAAAGCAGUUAGAUGAAUUACAAAAUACCAGUUAUUUAUGUGUUUUAUUAGAUGAGACAACUGAUAUUAGCAACAUUAAACAACUUGUAAUCUGUCUUCGAUUUUUUAAUACCAAACUUCUAUUCAAAUCCGGGACUUGCAAAAUCCAGAAAUGUUAGGAUCUAUAUUGAUGAAUAGUUUAAAAAAAUUAAUUAAAUUCUAUCUCGUUUUCUUCAUAUUGCUGAUGAAUCUUGUUCUGAAAUAAAAUAUAAUGAAGAAACAUCAGUCUAAGACUGUGAUGUUUGAACUGACCCGACCCUAUGGUCAGGUUGGGUUCGGGUUGAACAUUUUGCGGCGCAAUUUAUAACAUAGGUAAUAAUUUCAAUUUUGUAUUACUCGUUGAAAAGUUAACUCUGUUGGAAUUUUCAGUUGAAAUACUUAUUUCAGGACAAUUGCAUUCACUAACAAGGCAAGGUCUUAAGAUGCCCAACUUCGUUUUUAAUGACCCCUAGCCGAGACUUCCGACAAAACUCCCACGUGACUCCUGUCACAGCGACCUGUGGGAGCCAGGUGGGCCUUUCAAGGGGUUCGCUCGCGACUCCUGUAGGACUUUGAGGACUUCCGUUGGGCUCCUGCCGAACUCGAAAGUCCUUUAAGUCUCACAGGAGUUCCGAGUGAGUCUUCAAAAGUCCUACCUAGUUCUACAAGAUCCCGUGGCAGGAGGUCCUGUGGGAGUUUUGUUGCGAGGCUCGACUAGGGGUAGUAGCACUGGUUUCUAAAAAAGAUUCCUUAAAACUCCUUUAACCUACUGCAGUGGCGGAUUUAGGGAGGUACGAUCGAAGCCUCCCUAACAAACUGUUUUUAGAAGAAAAGAAAAUUGUUAAUGCUUCCGGUCUCAAAAGUUCAAGCAAUCGCAACCCCCCCUUUAAAUGGGUUUAAACCCAUUUAAAGGGGGGGUUGCGAUUGCUUGAACUUUUGCGAUUGUUAUACAGUAGGUCAGUGUAGUCAGUGAUGGAUGCAGGAUUUUUUAAAGGAGUUUAUAAACUCCUUUAAAAAAUCCUGCAUCCAUCACUGACCUACUGUAUAACAAUCGCAAACUACUAAUGAAAUGAAGGAGACUAUAAAAAAUCCAGUAUAUACAUCCAUGAAUACAGUUAAUCUUCUGCUUGAGAGAUUUCCCUACAUGUAAGUUAUGAAGUUAUUCUAUGUCUCCAUUGUUGAUCUUGAACAUUGUCACAACGUCGCCACCAUCAGCUUACCGAAUAUUUUUUCCUUGUGUUCAAACACAAUGGUUUCUAACUCCAUGAUUGUAGUAUUCCCUUUAUUUCUAGUUUCUUGUUUUGUAGUAGUUUUAAACACUCGACUUGUAACAGAUAGUGAAGUCACAUGUUUAUUUCUGAUGGUGGGUUAAAUUUAUUUCUAUUGGUUUAUUUUAGCUCUCGAGCGCACUUGCUCACUCACGAAACGACAGUACCUAUCUGUCUGCCCACAUAUUUUGCUUUUUUUUGUGAUCUAGUGAGUAAAAUGAGUUGAAUAACUCAGGCUUUAGAAUCAAUUAAUUCAAUUUAUUUUUUAUAUUUUUAUUGAUAAUUUACUGGUAAGUGGGAGUCGAGAAUUCUACUUUAUUAGUAUUUACAACUUCUCUUUUUGUUAUAGUUAUGGCUACUGUAUCAACAUGAAUAUUUCCUUUUUUUCACUUGCUCAUUCCUAUUCCCGAAGUAAAUAAGGAAAACGCCACAGAUAUCAAUGUCGAGUAGAAUUAAAUUACCGUUUAAACUUGGUGAUUCUAAAAAAACGGAAGUUGAAAUCAAUGAACAGUUGCGCAGAGAAGAUUUUUCAUUAAGUGAAAUUGUUCGAUAUGGCUUUCCAUAUAAACCAACAACAUUAGCUUAUGAUCCUGUACAAAAACUGCUUGCAAUUGGAACAAAAACGGGCACAAUUAAAAUGUAUGCAGUUACUCUGUUUUUAAAACUGGAUAACUCUAAUCAAUCGUUACACUUUUUCAGUUAUGGUGGUGCCUUUGUUGAAUGUUCUUUACCUCAUCCAACUGAAGUAGAAAUUGUUCAAUUAGUAUUCAGAAUAAACGAGGGUGCGCUCAUUAGUGCGUGCCGUGAUAAUAUUAUACAUUUAUGGAGUCUUCGACAAAAAAAGCCAGUCAUUGCCAAUUCAUUGAGAUUCGUUAAAGAAAAAAUUAGUCGUUGUUUAUUACCAUUGUCAUUCAAUUCAAAAUGGUUAUUAGUCGGUACUCAUUGUGGAAACGUUUAUGUUGUUAAUCUUGAUACAUUCUCAUUGUCAUCAUAUAAAAUUAUGUGGAAUAAUGCAAUUGGAAUGGGAAAAAGUUCUCAUCCAGGCGCUGUUGUGGAUCUAUGUCAAAAUCCAGAUGAGCCCACAAAAAUAUACAUUGGAUUUAGUACACACAUCACUACUCCUAAUGCCACACCACUUGGUCAUGUUGUUUGCUGGAAUUUUGCACAAAAAACAUCCGAAAGUGUUUAUACGUUACCACAAGGUCUUACAUCUAUAUCUUGGCAUCAUGAAGGUCGUCAGUUUAUGUGUAGUCACUGUGAUGGAUCAUUAUCGGUUUGGAAUUUACGAGUGACAGACAAAUGUUUCAGUAUUAAUUAUCCACAUGCACGAAUAUGUAAAGACGAAGCGAAGAAGUUCGGUUGCGUCAAUAAAGUCAUGUGGAGUGCAAUCAAGAACUCCGAUUCAUCAUUCAUUAUUUUUUCUGGAGGAAUGCCAACUCCAGCCGAACAGUCACAAGCUCAACAACAACUCUCUCCUCCAUCAGCUGCGGCAACAACUGCUCCACCAAAGCCCUCAUCACAUUUUUUAACAAUUUUACGUGGACAAACAACAAACGUCCUUCAUAUGGAUAAUUCAAUCGUUGAUUUUCAUGUACUGUCUUCAUCACCUCAUAUUUCUGAUGUACCUGAUCCAUCGGCUGUCGUGGUUCUCUUAGAAAAUGAUCUCGUUGUUAUUGAUUUGAAAACAGAAAAUUAUCCUCUAUUUGAAUCAUUACAUACUAUGGAUUUACAUGAAUCUCAAGUGACCUAUUGUGAUUAUUUAACAGAGCCAAAUGCUAAUUUUUAUCAAAACUUAUUACGUUUACAAUCAAAACAAACACCAAAACGAACAUUCAGCCAACAAGAGAAUCCGAUAUCUGGAGGCAAAAGUGGCAGUACAAUAUUUGGUUAUAAUGAACUUAUCAUUACUGGUCAUGCUGAUGGCUCAGUCAAAUUUUGGGAUGCGUCCGGUGUUAAUCUUGUAUUUUUAUAUAAAUUACGCACAAAUCGUCUAUUUGACCGCGUUCAUAAUAAAGACCAACCACCAAAAGAUGCGAAAUCAGAUAUAAAAAUAGCACGUUCGAAUAGCAAUAAUUUGGAUGAACAAGGGAAUGUUAUCAUCAAUGGAGAUGGUAAAAAUGAUCCAGAUGGAAAUGAUCAACCAUUUGCUAUCUAUUCAAUUAAAUUAUGUUGUGAUGGACAGUUAUUAACAGCAGCUGGAAGAGGAGGACAUGUGACACUGUUUAAAUUUAGUGGUAGUGAAUUAGAUAAAGCCGACGAAGGACUUGGGGAUUUAUCGUGUUUAGAAGUGCCCAUACUACAUCGAAACUCAGCUGGAUUACCUCACGAUCAAGAUGAUAAAGAUGGAAGUGGUGGUGCACAAGAAUUCUCAUCAUCAUCGCCACAAGCGAAACAGAUGCAUUUAGCAGAUAAAAAGGAAUUUAAGAGUUUACUACGUGCUAAGUUUGGUUAUCGUCGAAUGCCCGGCUAUCAACCGGAAUUAGUGUGUUUAUUAUCAUGGCCUCCAAACGAUAAUGUUCCAAUUUUAAUGGAUGUAGCAAUAAAUUCCAAAUAUGGAUUAUUGAUAUUUGGACUUGAAAAUGGAUUAGUUGUUAUCGAUUAUUUAAGUAAAUCAAUAUUAAUGAAUAUGGCUACAGCUGAUCUCUAUGGUACUCUUGUUUUGACCGAUAGUGUGUUCUUAGGUACCAUGGAUCCGUUUCAACGAGCAACAUUAUCACCAAAGCGUAAAGGUUUUGCAUCAGAUGUACCAGUUUCGACUGACGAUCCAACAUCUGUUCAUGAUCAUCAGACACAAACUCUUGUUCCACAAACAGCUGAACCAUACUUACUUGGUGGUAUUUGGAAAUCUCAGAGUCGUGGAUUUCGUUCUAAACGUUGUUCGUCAAACGAGACUACCCUCCAAUCAAGUGUAUCUCGGUCACGCUCAAUCGACUGCGUAACGGCUAAACAAGAAAAUCAGAUAGAAGAAGAAACUAUAUCUGAUUUCCAUCAGCAACAAUUGCAAUUAAUUGCGGAUAAUACUCAACAACAACAAACGGGAAAAUUUGGAAAAACAUUGAGAAUAAUUAAACAACGUUUAUCUCGAUCUGGUACUCCAAAUAUAAAAAAUCCUAUUACUUUCGUGGCUCCGUUAGAUCAUAACAUACAAGACCAAGAUAAUGACGUGUUAGAACAAAGUUGGGUUGAAUGCGAAUCUAAUAUUAGUGAAAUUCACGAACAAUUUGUAUUUACUGGAAUUCAAUCACCCAUUCCUGACUUAACCACUGAUCAGCAACCACAGCCCACUCCAUUAACGGCUUACCGUUCAUUACCAACUGAUGAAAAAUCGACUCUGAAGCUCGAUUGUUCCUCAACAUUACCACCAGCAUUUACAACAAUUCUAAACGACAACCUCAAUAGUGAUACAUCACAAAAUCAAACAGUAUCACUAUCUAAAACGUGGCCACCGUUAAUGUUCACUACUACACAAAUACAUGGAACAUGCUCUCUAGAAUACAGUGAAUAUAUGAAAGAGAAAAUAAAUAGACGUAAAAUACAUCUAGUUGAUUUAAGAAAAGAUCAACAUUCUACUGCACCAACGUCAACAAAUACACUUACAUCUAAAUUAUCUAUACCAUCUUCGCAAAACAACAACAACAAUAAUACUGGCAAGGAUACAACUCUCUAUUCAAGUGUAUGGAUUGGUACAAGUACUGGAUGUAUUAUUGUUGUUAAUUUAAAUAUUAAUUAUGAGCCUAGAAAUAUAAGUGUUACACCAUCAGGAACAGUAUUUCGUUUAUGUGGACGUUUAUUGGCAAUCUCAUUUCUUGAUCAAAAGGCAAUGAUUCUCUCAUCUCCAACAGAAAAAUGGGAUUCAAAAACUUUAAAAAAAUCUUAUCAAAAAGAUACAUUCAAUCAAUCACAAGAAUCCUCAUCUUCAUCGAAUAAUAGUAACGAUCGUCAAUAUGCAGUUUUUUGUAGUUCAAAACAAGCACGUGUUGUUUCAUUACCAUCUCAAAUUUGUAUUUCAAAACAAAAAAUUUGUGAUACACUCUCAUCAUCAUCGUCACAAGUGUUGAAAGCAGCAAUUGUUAAAAUAGCUGGUUCAGCUUGUUUGACAUGCUAUGUUGCUAGUGGAAAAAUUAUUGUCUAUAGUUUACCAAGUUUACGUGAAUUAUAUAAUACAGCACUUGAAACUAUACCAGAAAAUUUUAAAACUACAGUUCGAUCAACAUUUUCAUUUACCGAUCGUGGUCAUGGAUUAUAUAUGUGUUCACCAACAGAAAUACAAAAGAUCACAAUUGCAUCCGAUGUCAAAGAGCAAAUCAAUGAAAUGUUGUGUGAUUUGUUUAAUCCAUCUAUAUCGAUGCCAGAAGCACCAAAACCAAGCUUUUUUAUCAAAUUAUUUAAUUCAACUCCAAGUGUUGAUACAGAUCAACUAUUUGGUGAGGGAAAAGCUCCGUAUGGUAUUGUGAAAAAAGAAGAAGUCAGUAUAAAUCAAAUGAAAACGAAAACUGAUUCACUAGGCAGCACUCUUGCUGACGUAAAACGACAAAUUGUUGAACGUGGACAAAAGCUCAAUGAAGCAGAGUUGGCAACACAAAGACUAUCUGAAAAAGCUGAAGAAUUUGCUAACUUAUCAACAAAAGUAAUGCUACGAGAAAAGCAGAAAAGUGAAUGGUGGCCAUUUAAUAAAAAAUCUUAA
Messenger RNA from Didymodactylos carnosus, 6735 nucleotides. NCBI's taxonomy places the organism in Eukaryota, Metazoa, Rotifera, Eurotatoria, Philodinida, Philodinidae. The record is from the annotation of a GenBank genome assembly.